Molecule: messenger RNA, 768 nt
Organism: Neomonachus schauinslandi (Hawaiian monk seal)
Lineage: Eukaryota; Metazoa; Chordata; Mammalia; Carnivora; Phocidae
Gene: CLDN19
Product: claudin 19
Exons: 5
Coding region: 94-768 (224 amino acids)
Biological process (GO): cell adhesion; bicellular tight junction assembly
Cellular component (GO): bicellular tight junction; plasma membrane
Molecular function (GO): structural molecule activity
Source: RefSeq, a predicted model, not a curated record
CAGCAGCUCCUCUCACCUGGCCAUGACCCCAGCCCCCCCAGGGACCCUGGCCCAGCCCUGAGCCCUGGAACCUGCAGCCCCCUCCCCUGGGCCAUGGCCAACUCAGGCCUCCAGCUCCUGGGCUACUUCCUGGCCCUCGGUGGCUGGGUGGGCAUCAUCGCCAGCACAGCCCUCCCGCAGUGGAAGCAGUCCUCCUACGCGGGCGACGCCAUCAUCACGGCCGUGGGCCUCUACGAAGGGCUCUGGAUGUCCUGCGCCUCCCAGAGCACCGGGCAGGUGCAGUGCAAGCUCUAUGACUCACUGCUCGCCCUGGAAGGUCACAUCCAGUCAGCGCGAGCCCUGAUGGUGGUGGCCGUGCUCCUGGGCUUUGUGGCCAUGGUCCUCAGUGUGGUCGGCAUGAAGUGCACUCGGGUUGGAGACAGCAACCCCAUCGCCAAGGACCGCAUCGCCAUCUCUGGGGGUGUCCUCUUCCUCCUGGCAGGCCUCUGCACUUUGACAGCCGUCUCGUGGUAUGCCACCCUAGUGACCCAGGAAUUCUUCAACCCCAGCACACCCGUCAAUGCCAGGUACGAGUUUGGCUCGGCCCUGUUCGUGGGCUGGACGUCCGCCGGCCUGGCCAUGCUGGGGGGCUCCUUCCUCUGCUGCACGUGCCCGGAGCCUGAGAGAUCCAACAGCAGCCCGCAGCCUUACCGGCCUGGCCCCUCGGCUGCCGCCCGAGAACCAGUUGUUAAGUUGUCCGCCUCCGCCAAGGGCCCCCUGGGUGUGUAA